AUGGUAGGCUAUAUUGGCCGUCCUUUUUACGCAGUGCAAGGGCGUGCCCUUUGCGAACGCGACUACCUCGACACACUGGAGAAAUGCUGUGUCUGUGGUGAUCCGAUCCUGGACCGUAUUCUCCGAGCGACCGGCAAACCGUAUCACCCGCGAUGUUUCACGUGCGUCGUAUGUCAGAAGAGCCUCGAUGGUAUCCCAUUCACAGUAGAUGCUGUUAACCGUAUACACUGCAUUGAGGACUUUCAUAAGAGAUACGCGCCGCGAUGUGCCCGUUGCCGCGAGCCGAUAGUCCCGGAGGGCGGCGCCGAGGAGACAGUUCGCAUCGUCGCACUGGACAAGAGUUUCCACAUCGCGUGCUACGCGUGCGAGGACUGCGGCGCCUCGCUGUGUUCCCGCCAAGAAGGUCGAGGGUGCUAUCCACUAGACGACCACUUAUAUUGCAGGGAAUGUAACGCUAGACGUAUACAAGAUCUGUCUAGGAAUAUUAAUUAA
Messenger RNA from Galleria mellonella (greater wax moth), 492 nucleotides. Its product is annotated as thyroid receptor-interacting protein 6-like. Gene Ontology annotation, biological process: cell-cell adhesion. Lineage: Eukaryota; Metazoa; Arthropoda; Insecta; Lepidoptera; Pyralidae. The record is from RefSeq and is a predicted model, not a curated record. Bases 1 to 492 code for a protein of 163 amino acids. The transcript is spliced from 3 exons. Gene Ontology annotation, cellular component: stress fiber; focal adhesion.